Molecule: messenger RNA, 4624 nt
Organism: Perognathus longimembris pacificus (Pacific pocket mouse)
Lineage: Eukaryota; Metazoa; Chordata; Mammalia; Rodentia; Heteromyidae
Gene: Plcg2
Product: phospholipase C gamma 2
Biological process (GO): positive regulation of epithelial cell migration; phosphatidylinositol-mediated signaling; lipid metabolic process
Molecular function (GO): phosphatidylinositol-4,5-bisphosphate phospholipase C activity; protein binding
Source: RefSeq, a predicted model, not a curated record
AUGCCGCACCCUGGAGUCCAUCCCUCGUCGUUCCUCGGCGUUCAGCGAGGAUCAACCCAGACUAAGCCUGAAGUGAGCUCCGGGCGGCGCCCUGAAGGCCAGAGGAAGGUGGAACGCAGGCCGCCCAGCGGCUCCGGCUCUGCGUGGGCCUCUUCUCGACGUCGGCCUGAGUCCGUGCUGUUUCCACUUACCCAGCACAGAGACUACAACUCCCAGAAGCCUCCUGGAGCAGAAGUGGGCCAGCCUCCGGCGCACACAGGUGUGUUUGGCAACAAACAGCCAGGGCUCUGCUCCGGGAAGGUGGUUUCGGCUGCGGUCACAGCCCGCAGCCCCGGAGCCCGGUGGGACUCGCGCCCCCCGCCCCACGCGGCCCCCACGCGCGCGCAGGUCCCGUCCUCCGCGCCAGCCCGCGGGCGCCCCGCCGUGGUUUCAGUUCUGCGCCGGGGUCCCGGGGACCGGGCUCGGGGGCUCGGGGGCUCGGGGGGGCUCGGGGGCUUCGGGGGCUUCGGGGGGCUCGGGGGCUUCGGGGGCUUCGCGGGGCUCGGGGGGCUCCGGGGGUCUCGGGGGGCUCCGGGGUCUCGGGGGGCUUCGGGGGGCUCCGGGGGCUCGGGGGGCUCCGGGCCUGCGCCGGCCGCGCGCAGCCCGUCAGGCGGGGGCCCUGAGCUCAGCUGGGCGCCCAGUGGGGACCUGGCCUCGGGAGCCCCUUCCGGCUGGCAGGAGCUGGCGGUCCCAUCCGCAAUGGAUAUCAUGGAGAUAAAGGAGAUCCGCCCGGGGAAGAACGCCAAGGACUUCGAGCGUGCGAAAGCCACGCGCCACAAGGAGGACUGCUGCUUCACCAUCCUGUACGGCACGCAGUUCGUCCUCAGCACGCUGAGCUUGGCAGUGGGUGCACCCGACUCCAAGGAGGAAGCCCUGAAGUGGCUCGGCUUGAAAAUCUUACACCAAGAAGCGCAGGCGUCCACCCCCACCGUGAUCGAGAGUUGGCUGAGGAAGCAGAUUUAUUCUGUGGAUCAAACCAGAAGAAACAGCAUCAGCCUCCGGGAGAUGAAGGCCAUCCUGCCCACGGUGAACUUCAAGGUGAGCAGCGCGAAGCUCCUCAAGGACAAGUUCACGGAAAUCGGCGCCCACAGAGAUGAACUCAGCUUUGAGCAGCUCCACCUCUUCUACAAAAAGCUGAUGUUCGAGCAGCAGAGAUCGAUACUCGAUGAAUUCAAGAAGGACUCCUCCGUGUUCAUUCUGGGGAGCACGGACCGGCCGGACGCCUCUGCCGUGUACCUGCAGGACUUCCAGCGCUUCCUCCUGCACGAGCAGCAGGAGCCGUGGGCUCAGGAUCUAAACAAAGUCCGGGAGCGGAUGACCAAGUUUAUUGACGACACCAUGAGGGAGACGGCAGAGCCCUUCUUGUUUGUGGAUGAGUUCCUCACCUACCUGUUCUCGCGGGAGAACAGCAUCUGGGACGAGAAGUACGACACGGUGGACAUGCAGGACAUGAACAACCCCCUGUCGCACUACUGGAUCUCCUCCUCGCACAACACGUACCUCACGGGGGACCAGCUGCGCAGCGAGUCGUCCACCGAGGCCUACGUGCGCUGCCUGCGCCUGGGCUGCCGCUGCAUCGAGCUGGACUGCUGGGACGGGCCGGACGGGAGGCCCGUCAUCUACCACGGCUGGACGCGGACCACCAAGAUCAAGUUCGACGACGUGGUUCAGGCCAUCAGGGACCAUGCCUUCGUGGCCUCCAGCUUCCCGGUGAUCCUGUCCAUCGAGGAGCACUGCAGCGUGGAGCAGCAGCGCCACAUGGCCAAGGUCUUCAAGGAGGUGCUGGGGGACCUGCUGCUCACCAGGCCCACCGAGGCCAGCGCCGACCAUCUGCCCUCGCCCAGCCAGCUGCGGGAGAAGAUCCUCAUCAAGCAUAAGAAGCUGGGCCCCCGAGGGGACGUGGACGUGAACAUGGAGGACAGGAAGGACGAGCAGAAGCAGCAGGGGGAGCUGUACAUGUGGGACUCCAUCGACCAGAAGUGGACGCGUCACUACUGUGCCAUUGCCGACGCCAAGCUGUCCUUCAGCGAUGACAUUGAACAGACCGUGGAGGAGGAGCCACCCCAGGACACGCCCCCCACGGAGCUGCACUUUGGGGAGAAAUGGUUCCACAAGAAGGUGGAGAAGCGGACGAGCGCGGAGAAGCUGUUGCAGGAGUACUGCACGGAGACCGGGGCCAAGGACGGCACCUUCCUGGUGCGGGAGAGCGAGACCUACCCGGACAACUACACCCUGUCCUUCUGGCGCUCGGGCCGCGUGCAGCACUGCCUCAUCCGCUCGGCCGUGGAGGGCGGGGCCCGGAAGUACUACCUGACCGACAACCUCACCUUCGCCAGCAUCUACGACCUGGUGCAGCACUACCGCGAGACGCGCCUGCGCUGCGCCGAUUUCGAGCUGAGGCUCACCGACGCCGUGCCCAACCCCAACCCGCACGAGUCCAAGCCGUGGUACUACGGCCAGCUGAGCCGGGGCGAGGCGGAGGACAUGCUCAUGCGGAUUCCCCGAGACGGGGCCUUCCUCAUCCGCCGGCGGGAGGGGACCGACUCCUACGCCAUCACCUUCAGGGCCCGGGGCAAGGUGAAGCACUGCCGGAUCAGCCGGGACGGCCGGCACUUCGUGCUGGGCACCUCCGCCUACUUCGAGAGCCUGGUGGAGCUGGUCAGCUACUACGAGAAGCACGCGCUCUACCGCAAGAUGAGGCUGCGCUACCCCGUGACGCCCGAGCUGCUGGAGCGCUACAGCAUGGAGAGAGACAUAAACUCGCUCUAUGACGUCAGCCGGAUGUACGUGGACCCCAGCGAGAUCAGCCCGUCCAUGCCCCAGAGGACGGUGAAAGCGCUCUACGACUACAAGGCCAAGCGCAGCGACGAGCUCACCUUCUGCCGCGGCGCCCUCAUCCACAACGUCUGCAAGGAGCCGGGGGGCUGGUGGAAGGGGGACUACGGGACGCGGCUCCAGCAGUACUUCCCGUCCAACUACGUGGAGGACGUCUCGGCCGGCGACCCGGAGGAGCUGGAGAAGCAGAUGAUUGAAGAUAACCCCCUGGGGUCUCUCUGCAGAGGGAUCUUGGAUCUGAACACCUACAACGUCGUGAAAGCCCCGCAUGGGAAGAACCAGAAACCUUUCGUCUUCAUCCUGGAGCCCAAGAAGCAGGGGGACCCCCCCGUGGAGUUUGCCACGGACAGCGUGGAGGAGCUCUUCGAGUGGUUCCAGAGCAUCCGGCAGAUCACCUGGAAGAUCGACACAAAGGAGAACAACCUGAAGUACUGGGAGAAGAACCAGUCGAUCGCCAUUGAGCUCUCGGACUUGGUGGUCUACUGCAAGCCAACCAGCAAAACCAAGGACAACCUAGAGAACCCCGACUUCCGAGAGAUCCGCUCCUUCGUGGAGACCAAGGCCGACAGCAUGGUGCGGCAGAAGCCCGGGGAGCUCCUGCGGUACAACCAGAAGGGCCUGACGCGCGUCUACCCCAAGGGGCAGCGCGUGGACUCCUCCAACUACGACCCCUUCCGCUUGUGGCUGUGCGGCGCCCAGAUGGUGGCCCUCAACUUCCAGACCGCAGACAAAUACAUGCAGAUGAACCACGCCCUGUUCUCGCUCAACGGCCGGACGGGCUACGUGCUGCAGCCCGAGAGCAUGCGCACCGAGAAGUACGACCCCAUGCCGCCCGAGUCCCAGCGGAGGAUCGUGAUGACGCUCACCGUCAAGGUUCUUGGCGCCCGCCACCUCCCCAAACUCGGCCGGAGUAUCGCCUGCCCCUUCGUGGAAGUGGAGAUCUGCGGGGCCGAGUGCGACAGCAACAAGUUCAAGACGACGGUUGUGAAUGACAAUGGCCUCAGCCCCGUGUGGGCUCCGACGCAGGAGAAGGUGACCUUCGAGAUCUACGACCCCAGCCUUGCCUUUCUGCGCUUCGUGGUCUAUGAGGAAGACAUGUUCAGUGACCCCAACUUCCUGGCUCACGCCACUUACCCCAUCAAAGGCAUCAAGUCAGGGUUCCGGUCCGUGCCUCUGAAGAACGGGUUCAGCGAGGACAUCGAGCUGGCGUCUCUGGUUUUCUGUGAGAUGCGGCCGGUCCUGGAGAGCGAGGAGGAGCUGUAUUCCUCCUGUCGUCAGCUGCGGAGGCGGCAGGAAGAGCUCAACAACCAGCUCUUCCUGUACGACACGCACCAGAACCUGCGCGGCGCCAGCCGGGACGCCCUGGUGAAGGAGUUCAACGUCAACGAGAACCAGCUCCAGCUGUACCAGGAGAGGUGCAACCGGAGGCUGAGAGAGAAGAGAGUCAGCAACAGCAAGUUUUACUCCUAGAAGCCGGGGUGCCCGUGGAGGUGGGACAGGCAUGUUAGCACUUGGCAAGUGUGCUGUCCAGCCCCGGGGCUGGGGCCACCUGUGACCCCAUCUGAGAUGCCACCAAGACCGUGUGACUGAGGGAUCGGGGUGGUUUCCUGGCAGUUUGCCACCUUGGACGUUUUUUCUUAACUUAUGUUCUUUGUAGAGGAUCCCUAAACUGUGUCUGUCAUGGUGGGUGGCCGCUUGUGUUCCAACUCCAUUGAAUAAAACUCAGGCAAUCUUGGUCAGUUCAGUCUUC